Salpingoeca rosetta is the source of this 156-nucleotide messenger RNA. RefSeq lists its product as uncharacterized. The coding region runs from base 1 to 156 and encodes 51 amino acids. The transcript is spliced from 4 exons. NCBI's taxonomy places the organism in Eukaryota, Choanoflagellata, Craspedida, Salpingoecidae. The record is from RefSeq and is a predicted model, not a curated record.
AUGGCCAUCAUCACCACCACGGCUGUGCACCUGGUGUGCGUGCGCGUGUGCCAGGCAGAUGCGUUGAUCGACGACGACGAGGCCAAGGAAGAGGAAGGAGGAGGGAAGCAAGGACAGAAGACGUGGGGCUCCCAACGGAUCCUGCAAGGCCUGUGA